AUGGUCGCCGCCGCUCUCACCAUGCUGGCCGUGGCCCCACCCACCCGCCCCUCGUCCAACCACUCGAUCCACUCUGGCCACUCUGUACGCUCUCUCAAACCUGAUGUCCAGCACAUCGAGCACCUCGAGAAGCCCGACCUGUCAAAGAAGGCCAAAACCAAGCAUCCCCACCGCGCAGACAAGCACGCGUCGCGUGACCGCGCCAAGGACGACCUCUUGCUGGCGCUCGCGAGGCUCGAGGGCACGAUUGGCUCGCUGAAGAUGCUCACCGAGUCGCUCAAGGCCGAGAACGUUAUUCUUGUAGCUGAGAAGAGCGCGCUCCAGGCUGAAGUCGCGGCGGUCAAGCUCAAGCACGCUUUGCGCCACGACCACAGCCACGGUCGUGGCGACGAGGGCGAGGUGCACCAGCUCAAGGCACUCGUGGCCCAGCUCCAUCAGCGCAACAUGAGACUGACGGACAAGAGCGCCGGUCUGGCUGCUACCGUCGGUCGUCUGCAACGCGAGGCUGACGAGGCGGCUAAGAAGCGCUCCGAGGCGGUUGGUGUUCUCCACCGUCUCCUGGAUCAUUGCACUUUCCGGCUCGCGCGUCUCCCCUCAGGCCUGUACUUUUCUUACAAGUGUGACGGGUGCUCGUCCGAGAUCGCCUCUCGCCUCGCCAAUUUCCGCACCCCCGCCAACAUCGCCACACCGUCCCUCCACGGCCACGGCCAUCUGCACGACCACUGGCCCCUCCCGCGCUGUGAGUGGGAAGGGCGGUUUGUCCGGCUUGUCCCUGCGAGCGUGCCGGUUCUCGCGCACUUGUCGUCCGCAUGCGACUGGGAAUGGGACGACAGCUCUGACCAACUGGAACGCCACGUUGAGCAUGCCGACGAGGGCAAGGAACAUACUUUCUGGGUGGUCGCAACGCGCCAUGGGCCCCUCACCAGUGUGGGUGGGGUGACAUUCACGACUGACCCGGAAGACCCGUUCGUCAUGGCUGUAGCAGAGCGAGACGUCCGGGCAGCAGCGCCACCGUCCAGUUCCCGCGCCAGCCACGACACGGCGACGUCAACUGCGCGUACCACCCAGGAUCCACCCACGCCACCCCUCGCCGAGCACGACCUACUCAAGCUCCGAGCCGAGAACCACCGCCUCAAGAUCCAGAAUGUUACAUUGCACAAUGCCAACACACGGCUCGAGGACGACAACGCCAGUCUGUCGACACAGGUCGAGGCGCUGCAGCGGGAACUGGACACGCUCGCCGCAGAGCAGGAGAUGGCCGCAGAGGAGUUUCGGCACAUCCUCGAGAAGCCGUCGAGACGCACUGGAGGAAGAGUGGUGAUGGGUACAGGAGAGAAGGAAGAAAAGGUCAACUUGUGGAUGGGUCAUGCCGAGGCGGCUAUGUACCCAUCCAGUGUCGCUCACUCGCAUCGUUCCACCUCCUCCAUCACCACGCUGCACCACGGCUCGCGCCCGGUGGCACCCGGUGGCUCGCCCAUACCCUCCAUCACCAUCCAAGCACCGUCUCGACGACCGUCCCUGGCGUCUACGGGUUCCAUUAGCGAGCUAGACAUCGGCAGGGCUGCUCACUCCGUCCGCGGCAAACGGCCAACUCGUCUUUCAAAGGCCCCUCGAAUGAGUGUCUCUGAGAUGAGUACCUCUGGGAUGAGUACGCCACCUGGGCCGAGGGAGCUCUCUGGGCGGUUCAUGCUCGACAAGAUCGCCGCCGAGGUUCGGCGCCAUCAAGAUCAUUUGUUCGAGGAGAACCAUCUUUGGUGCACGCUGUCUCUCAGGCCGAGUGCUGCACUCCGUCCCAAUGUCUUCCGCAUCUCAUUCUCGAUUGACACCACCUCGGCCACUCACCUCGCCAAUGCGUUUCGAAACGCUGCGAAGAGUGUUAUCGACAAGUGGGAGAGGACGCCGACGGAUGUGGAGCACGUUGCCCUCUCGUGUGCCUUUGCAGUGACCGCUCGCCUCAGGAAAGACGCUUCUGAUAUCGCACUCUACUUCACCAUGGCGUCAAAGAACGAGCUCGCCAUCAUCCUCCGGGACGCCGCCGACCACGUCACACCCACCUUUCCACUCACUAUGCGAUCAAACGUCCCCGCUAGCAAGUACCAUCUCCCGAAUUCCAAUACCAAGAAAGCAUCUGCUGUCUCGCGGCGGAUUGCCACCCUCGAAACUGCAUUAAAGGAGCUCAAGGUCCUGGUUGACAAGUUGCGAGCGGAGCAUGCCGAGUCCAAGGCGGUGAAGGACAAGGAUGAGCUGGACCAACACAAGGCUGAUCUGAGAGCAAAGGUGGCAGCGCUGGAGCUCAAAGUGGAUGGUAUGGAGAAGGAGUUGGACGUGGUCCUCAAGACCCAAAGGGGAUAG
Apiotrichum porosum is the source of this 2352-nucleotide messenger RNA. RefSeq lists its product as uncharacterized. Lineage: Eukaryota; Fungi; Basidiomycota; Tremellomycetes; Trichosporonales; Trichosporonaceae. The transcript is spliced from 7 exons. Bases 1 to 2352 code for a protein of 783 amino acids. The record is from RefSeq and is a predicted model, not a curated record.